Molecule: messenger RNA, 2561 nt
Organism: Haliotis rufescens (red abalone)
Lineage: Eukaryota; Metazoa; Mollusca; Gastropoda; Lepetellida; Haliotidae
Product: galectin-4
Exons: 14
Coding region: 227-1897 (556 amino acids)
Molecular function (GO): carbohydrate binding
Source: RefSeq, a predicted model, not a curated record
GUUUGAAGCUUGAGGAAUAAUCGGGUCAGGAGCCCCUCCUGGUCUAUCUUAUCUGGUUUGGGGUGGGGUUGUGGAAUGUGAUUUACUGGCUGUUUUCAUUGGGGUAACCGUAAGUAAGUCACUCUACCUAGCACCCGAUUUCUCCCCUCGCUCUACAUUCCCCGGGACUGAGGGCAACAGUCACGCCGCUGGAGAAUCAAGAGUUUGGUUGUAAUUUACAGUCAAGAUGGCCUUCAUGUCCAGCAGAAUCGAUCCUCCUGAACACAUCUAUAUUCCUGGGGGACUCCGAGUUGGUGCGUCCAUCAUCAUCAGAGGGAAGACACAGUAUGGAUGUGAUGCAUUUUCCAUUAACCUAAAGUGCGGUGACGGGGAUGACUGCAACAUCCCCUUUCACUUCAACCCCCGUCCCUCGUCAAAUGAGGUGAUCCGCAACUCCUACAUGGGCGGCUGGCAGGACGAGGAAAAGGAUCAGCCUUACUUCCCCUUCCUAGAGGGACGGUCCUUCCAGGUCCGCAUCCAUGCCUCUCAGGACGAGUUCCGAGUCACCGUCAACGGCAAGGACUUCAUCUCCUACGGCUACCGUACAGAUCUUAGUGAAAUCCGGUAUCUUCAGCUUGGAUCUGGAGCUGAAUAUUCUGAUGUCACAAUACAGAACAGCAUGACCAACCCCUACUUCGAGGAGUUCAAGCGAGGGUUUGGUGUGGGGCAGGCUGUGAGGAUCAGAGGAGCAGUGAAGGACGAUGCUGAAUCCUUUUCUGUAAACUUCAACUGUGACUGUGACGGUGAAACAACAGGUUUCCAUUUCAACCCUCGUUUUGAAGAAGACGAAGUGGUACGGAACGCCAACCUCGGGGGCUGGGGGGAUGAGGAGAAGGGACAAGAUUACUUCCCUUUUUCUAGAGGGGCAAUGUUUGAUGCACUGUUCAUUGCCCAGGAGGACAGAUUCAAUGUUUACGUCAACGAGAAGUAUUACACCCUGUUCAACUACCGCUGUGACGUCAACGACAUCCGCUACCUUACCAUCAAUGGAGAUAUCUCCAUCUGUGAUGUGGAGUUUUGUGAGCCACUCCCAGAUGACUUCAUGAAAGAGAUCCCCUCCGGUCUUGAAAAAAGUGACAUGAUAGUUGUCAAAGGAUUCUUCUAUCCAGAGGGAGAAAGGUUUGCAAUCAACCUCAUGAAUGGCAACAGCCUUGAGGAUGACGUGGGUCUUCACUUCAACCCCCGACGUGGGGAGGGGGAGGUGGUCCUGAAUAACCGUGUGGAUGGGGAGUGGUUAGAGGAGGAGCGAGAAGCUAUACCCAGUGCAUUCCAAGAGUUACUUCCCUUUGAGGUCAAAAUUGUCGUCAAGAAGAACAAGUUCAAGAUCUAUGUGAACGGCAAGAAGCUGACAAGCUUCCGCUCACGAUGCGAUGUGGAGGCCAUGCGGAGAAUUAACGUCAAUGGUGAUGCCUACUUCUACCAAGCCAAACUUCUCAGGAGACUGGAAUUGCCAUCAGUUGAAAGAAUCCCGAGUAACUUGCAGCCGGGUGGCUGGGUCGUUGUCAAUGGAACUGCCAAGAAGGAAGCCCAGAGUUUCGCCAUCAACCUGCAGUGCGGUGACAGUGAGGAUUACAACACAGACGUUGCCCUGCACUUUAACCCCCGCUUCAGUGGAGAGGACUCUGUCCGCAACACCCACGAGGAUGGUAGCUGGGGAGAUGAAGAACUGGAACAACCAAACUUCCCCUUCGAAUCCAAGGAUGCAUUUGAAGUAGCCAUCAACUGCCUCGAGGACAGGUUCAGGAUCUAUGUGAAUGGGUAUCACUAUGUGGACUAUAACCAUCGUGUCGACUACCACCGAGUGUGCCAUCUCAUGUUGAUUGGCGAUGCCAACUUCUUCGAGCCUGAGUUUUUCUAAGCUUUCCACCUGCAGAAGAGCCUGGUGUGUCUUCCCAUGUUCAGCUCAAGAACAACUCCACUGUGAUAUAGCAAAGUGCUGAACUCUUGUCAAAUCAUUAGUCAAUCUAUUAUCAUUCAGCAUUAGCUUUGAUUCAACAACCAGGAAUACCACUUGCAUUAUUUUUCAUUUGAAGGUAUCCCCAAUAUUUCUAGAUGCAAACUUGACGUACUGUUAUAUUUAUUUUAAUCCUGUGUUUGUCCAUUUUACUGGCAAACUGUUGGUACUGUUAAAAAUGAUAUUUGGCUUGUAUGUUUUUGUUUAGUAACAUGGCCAGAUGAAGAACCACAGGCAAUUUUAACCGUCGAACAAAUCGGCUAUCAAGUAACUGUUGGAAUAAUGGUUUUGAGGUUGUUGUUAUGAAUUGACAGUUUCUCAUUUCAAAACAAUGUGACGUUCAUGGUUAAUCAAAUUGGUUACCUUAUACCAGCUUGGUGCUAUCAUCCAUGAGGUUCCUUCGGCAUAUGCAAAGAUAAUCUAAAUGUUGCUAACUUGUAUCAUUUUUCUAUAAUUUUGGUGGAAUACUGGAAUAUCAACCUGAAUGUUUGACUAGCUGACCAUGUGAUGAAGACUUAUAUGUAAAUGUAUGCCUGGUCGGCUUUUCUAAUAAAACUUGCAUAUAUUA